Molecule: messenger RNA, 1795 nt
Organism: Misgurnus anguillicaudatus (oriental weatherfish)
Lineage: Eukaryota; Metazoa; Chordata; Actinopteri; Cypriniformes; Cobitidae
Source: RefSeq, a predicted model, not a curated record
CCUGUGUUUGUUAUUUUCUUUCUCGGAAGUUAGGAAAGUUUUAACUCAGGAGUUCUUACAGUUCAGACUAGCUAGCUCACUGUCCUGACCUUAUAUUUAAAGGUUGGCCACUACUAUUCAUAAUUCAGUUCCUGAGAUGACCGCCACCAUGCUCGCUUCAGUUCUCAAGUUAGCCGCCACCAUGCUCGAUUUAUUCCCUGGGGUGGUUGCCACCUUUCACGAGCUUGUUCCCGAGACGGUCGAAUCUUCUGAGUCGGUUCCCGAGACGGUCGAAUCCUCUGAGUCGGUUCCUGAGACAGUCAAAUCUUCUGAGUCGGUUCCCGAGAUGGUCGAAUCUUCUGAGUCGGUUCCCGAGACGGUCGAAUCUUCUGAGUCGGUUCCCGAGACGGUCGAAUCUUCUGAGUCGGUUCCCGAGACGGUCGAAUCUUCUGAGUCGGUUCCCGAGAUGGUCGAAUCUUCUGAGUCGGUUCCCGAGACGGUCGAAUCUUCUGAGUUGGUUCCCGAGAUGGUCGAAUCGUCAGACGAAGGCUCUGCCUGGAUCAAGAUGGUCGGUCCUGUUCUGUCAGAUCCGUCCUGGCCACCCGAUCUACCAGCUCCACCCUGGCUCCACCACUUCGCUACAUUAACAAUAAGGGUAGGCCAAGACCAUGAGAACCAAUAAGCAGAAUACGUCAUUUUAGAUAUGAGAAAAGAUUCAGCUGCACUUUUGCUACAUCAAACAAGUAAGUAAAUUGUGGCAUGCAGAGACCAAUUAGAAGAGUAUACGUCAUCUCAGAUAAGAAGUGCUUGAUCUUAUUGUAUAAAAAUUUAGUCAGAUGUUGGGAGGGCAGAUGAUCUUUGACCACCUCUUUGAGGGGUGUUGAUUGUCUCACUUUGUUGGCUCAAGCAAAUAAAGUAAUUUUUGUUUGGCACCUGGAACCUUUGUCUCCUGAGUAUUUUUCUUAUGAAGAUUCAAACUAAGACUAUUUACCACUACAGUCGUGGCCUAUGCCAGCAAAGCACUCAGUGGUGUAGAUAUUAAGUUCUCAGACACAGUGUGGGCGAAUGAACAUUUUCGUAGCUAUACUGGUGGACAAAAAUCACAAUUCAAACUUGUGAUCAGCCUGUUCAGUUCCUUAAUAGUCAAAGACUCAGAGAUGAUAGAGUCUCAAAUAGUUGUAUUGCAACAUGGAUGAUGUCGUUACAGGGCUAUGAGGUGGAGGUUAGGUAUUCCCAAAACAACAGGAUGGCACUAUGCCAAGGCCUGGCGGCAUACCAGCAUUGUAGUGAUGAAGAGUACAAUUCAGAAAGCAGUACAGUGACUACUGUAACCCCAAUGACAUCAGACCAUCAGUUUUAUGAUGAAAACGUCUGUACGGGUCUUCCAAAGGCUUACAUUGAUGGAUGCUCAUAUCGGCAUGAAGAGCAGGUACAAAUUGGAGUGGGGAUGGUCUUGGAAAAGGUGUAGCCAAGAGUGCUCCAGACCUACCUUUCGAACGUAUGACUUACAGGGAUACGUAACAGAGAAUGUUUCGGGAAACACAUAUUACGCACAUGCAAUUUGUAUGGCAACCUUCUUGCGGGCUACCAAUUUUAAUAACAAUCCGCAGUGUCACGUGAAAACUCAGAUCUUGCACGUGCAACCUUGCGUUGUUUCGUUGUCACUUCUCGCAUGCAUUUAGCUGUGAAACGUAGUCUGCGGACCGGGACAAAGUUGUCGGCGAUUCUUCCUAUGGUAAAGUCAAGCAGUGUGAAACCCCCUGUCGCCGAUCCGUUGUGCAGUGUGAAAACAGCAGCGACUGAACGCUACCCCGGA